AUGGCACAGAGCUUACGAUUGCACUUUGCAGCCAGAAGAAGCAAUACUUAUCCUUUGUCAGAAACCUCCGGAGAUGAUUUGGAUAGCAGCAUUCACAUGUGCUUCACGAGACCAACCCGGAUUUCAACAGCAAACGUGGUUCAAAUGAAGCUGACUCCCAAACAGACUGCACUAGCUCCGUUAAUAAAGGAAAACCUUAAGUCUCGGGAAAGAUCAUCUUUUCCUUCACCUGAAAAUGUUCAUAAAAAGAGCAGCUGUCUGCAGAUAUCAUUACAACCAACAAGGUACAGUGGAUGUCUUCAGCCUGGCAGUGUCUUAGCUGAUGGUGAUGAUGCUUCGUUUACUUGUGUCUUAAAGGCUGGCAGUGCUGUGGUUGAUAGUGAACUGAAUGCCAUGGGUGGUGGUGACCUCUUGAGCGGUCCUGCCCUUUGCAGUGGUAGCCUUAGUAACUUUUCAGCCAGUGAGAAUGGGUCUUGCAGCAGCAAUGGUAGUGAUUAUGGGUCCUGCACAAGUAUCACCAGUGGAGGUUCAUGCACCAACAGUAUCCUCAGUGACAGCAGUGGUUAUACUUUUCCACCAACUGAUGAUACCUUUCUUGGUGGGGAUUUAUCUUCUGACAGCGCCUCCAAUAGAAGUGUGCCAAACAGGAAUACUACUCCAUGUGAAAUUUUUUCAAGAAGCACAAGCACAGUUCCCUUUGUCCAGGAUGACUUGGAUCAUGGACUAGAGAUUAUGAAAUUGCCAGUGAGCAGGAACUCGAAAAUUCCACUAAAGCGUUGUUCAUCCUUAGUCAUUUUUCCUAGGAGUCCUUCAAAUACCCCACCAACUUCUCCAACAAGUACAGGUACUCUUCUAAGCAAAGGAUCCUAUCAGACCUCACACCAGUUUAUUAUUUCUCCUAGUGAAAUUGCCCACAGUGAAGAUGGCACUAGUGCUAAGGGAUUUCUUUCAACAGCUGUCAAUGGACUUCGGUUAUCCAAGACAGUCUGUACUCCCGGAGAAGUAAGAGACGUACGACCUCUUCACAGGAAGGGCUCAUUACAGAAGAAAAUCAUUAUUGCAAAUAAUAGUCCAAAUCAGACUGUCUGUGAAAAGCCAUCUGAAGGAUAUUCUUGUGUUUCACUGCAUUUUACCCAGCAGAAAGCAACUGCAUUAGACUGUGAAGCAGCAAAUGGUGAUUGUAAACCAGAGAUGUCAGAAACUGAGCUUAAUUCUGAUCCAGAGUUUAUUAAGCUUAUGCAUAGGACAUCUGCAUGUUCACCAUCCUCCCAAAAUGUAGAUUAUCAAAUAAGUAUCAAUGGACAGUUGGAAAGACCAAAUUUACAGAUAAACAAAAACCAUGCUCUUUUACAGAGAAGUAUUUCAUUGGGGGGAACUUAUCCAAAUGCUUCCUGUUUAUCUAGCCUUAAGCACAAUUGUUCUAAGGGGGGACCAUCUCAAUUACUCAUAAAGUUUGCAUCUGGAAAUGAAGGUAAAGUUGAUAAUUUAACAAGGGACAGCAACCGAGAUUUCACAAACGAACUACCUAAUUCUUUAAAGCAUUCUUGUAAGACAAGAGAUGAUUUCCUAGGUCAAGUGGAUGUUCCUCUUUAUCCAUUACCGACAGAAAAUCCAAGAAUGGAGAGACCAUAUACAUUUAAGGAUUUUGUUCUUCAUCCAAGAAGUCACAAAUCAAGAGUUAAAGGUUAUCUGAGAUUAAAAAUGACUUACUUACCUAAAACCAGUGGCUCAGAAGACGAUAACACAGAACAGGCUGAGGAAUUAGAGCCUGGCUGGGUAGUUUUGGACCAACCAGAUGCUGCUUGCCAUUUGCAGCAGCAACAGGAACCUUCUCCUCUACCUCCAGGAUGGGAAGAGAGACAAGAUAUCCUUGGAAGGACCUACUAUGUAAACCAUGAAUCUAGAAGAACACAGUGGAAAAGACCAACCCCUCAGGACAACCUAACAGAUGCUGAGAAUGGUAACAUUCAACUGCAAGCCCAGCGUGCAUUUACCACCAGGAGACAGAUAUCUGAGGAAACAGAAAGUGUUGACAACCGAGAAUCUUCUGAGAACUGGGAAAUUAUAAGAGAAGAUGAAGCCACCAUGUACGGCCAUCAAGCCUUCCCUUCAUCUCCACCAUCAAAUAACUUGGAUGCCCAGACUCAUCUUGCAGAAGAAUUGAAUGCCAGACUCACUGUUGGUGGAAAUUCAGCCAGUGGCCAGCCAGUAUCCAACUCAAAUCAUUCCAGCAGAAGAGGCAGCUUACAAGCCUAUACUUUUGAGGAACAGCCUACACUUCCUGUGCUUUUGCCUACUUCAUCUGGAUUACCACCAGGUUGGGAAGAAAAACAAGAUGAAAGAGGAAGAUCGUACUAUGUGGAUCACAAUUGCAGAACUACUACCUGGAUAAAGCCCACUGUACAGGCCACAGUGGAGACCGGUCAGCUGCUGUCAAGCCAGGGUUCUUCUGCAGGCCCUCAGCCACAGGCCCCCACGAGUGAUGCAGCACAACAGGUGACCCAACCAUCUGAAAUGGAGCAAGGAUUCCUUCCCAAAGGCUGGGAGGUCCGGCACGCACCAAACGGGAGGCCUUUCUUCAUUGACCACAACACCAAAACCACCACCUGGGAAGAUCCAAGACUGAAAAUUCCAGCUCAUCUGAGAGGAAAGACAUCACUUGAUUCUUCCAGUGACUUGGGGCCUUUACCUCCAGGAUGGGAAGAAAGAACUCACACUGAUGGAAGAAUCUUUUACAUAAAUCACAAUAGUAAAAAAACACAAUGGGAAGACCCUCGUUUGCAGCAUGUAGCAAUAACUGGACCAGCAGUGCCCUACUCCAGGGAUUACAAAAGAAAGUAUGAGUUCUUCCGAAGAAAGUUGAAGAAGCAGAAUGACAUUCCAAACAAAUUUGAAAUGAAACUUCGCCGUGCAACUGUUCUCGAGGACUCUUACAGGAGGAUUAUGGGGGUCAAGAGAGCAGACUUCCUCAAGGCUAGACUGUGGAUUGAGUUUGAUGGUGAAAAGGGACUAGAUUAUGGAGGAGUUGCCAGAGAAUGGUUCUUUCUGAUUUCGAAGGAGAUGUUUAACCCUUAUUAUGGGCUGUUUGAAUAUUCUGCUACGGAUAAUUAUACCCUACAGAUAAAUCCCAACUCUGGACUGUGUAAUGAAGAUCACCUCUCUUACUUCAAGUUUAUUGGUCGGGUAGCUGGGAUGGCAGUGUAUCAUGGCAAACUGUUGGAUGGUUUUUUCAUCCGCCCAUUUUACAAGAUGAUGCUGCACAAGCCAAUAACACUUCAUGAUAUGGAAUCAGUGGAUAGUGAGUAUUACAAUUCAUUAAGAUGGAUUCUUGAAAAUGAUCCAACAGAAUUGGACCUCAGGUUUGUCAUAGAUGAAGAACUUUUUGGACAGACACAUCAACAUGAGUUGAAAAAUGGUGGAUCAGAAAUAGUUGUCACCAAUAAGAACAAAAAGGAAUAUAUUUAUCUUGUAAUACAAUGGCGAUUUGUAAACCGAAUCCAGAAGCAAAUGGCUGCUUUUAAAGAGGGAUUUUUUGAACUGAUACCACAGGAUCUCAUCAAAAUUUUUGAUGAAAAUGAACUAGAGCUUCUGAUGUGUGGCUUGGGAGAUGUGGAUGUGAAUGACUGGAGAGAGCACGCAAAGUACAAAAAUGGCUACAGCAUAAAUCACCAAGUCAUCCAAUGGUUUUGGAAGGCAGUUUUAAUGAUGGACUCAGAAAAAAGAAUACGAUUACUUCAGUUUGUCACUGGCACAUCCCGUGUGCCUAUGAAUGGAUUUGCUGAACUGUAUGGCUCAAACGGACCACAGUCAUUUACAGUUGAGCAGUGGGGCACGCCUGAGAAGCUGCCAAGAGCUCAUACCUGCUUUAAUCGCCUGGACUUGCCACCCUAUGAGUCAUUUGAAGAAUUGUGGGAUAAACUUCAGAUGGCCAUUGAGAACACUCAGGGUUUUGAUGGCGUUGAUUAG
Messenger RNA from Rangifer tarandus platyrhynchus (Svalbard reindeer), 3966 nucleotides. NCBI's taxonomy places the organism in Eukaryota, Metazoa, Chordata, Mammalia, Artiodactyla, Cervidae. The record is from the annotation of a GenBank genome assembly.